GAUUGCACCAACUCUUGUUUUGUGAUUGGGGAUGAACAGGCAAACUCUCCCAAAGAUUUCAAUGAGUGUGUUAGUAGAGCUCAACUUCAAGCUGCCAUGGAGGAAUCCCAGAGAGGGAUGAAUGAUGCAAUCAAGAAGGCUGUCACCGAUGCACUAAUUGAUCUCAAGCUUGGUAGCAGCAUAGAGAGGUUGGAUAGGCGGAUAUCUACUUUAACCGAUAAGGUUACAGAGUUAGAAAACCGUCUACCAAAUGAGGAAGAUAUGGGAGGAAACAACUCGAAUGAAGAUGCUAUUUUUGAUGAGGAUGGAAACAUAGAUGCUGCAGCCACCCGAACAGUGAUGCUACGACAUCGUCUACGUGAGAACAGGAGAGGUAUGGGAGGUCAUCGACAUCAAGGUCAUGCCCAACAUGCUCCCGAUGAUCCUUAUGCUAAGGUAAAGUUCACAAUUCCACCUUUUUCAGGCCAUUAUGAUGCUGAGGGGUAUCUUGAUUGGGAGAUGACAGUAGAGCAGAAAUUUAGUGCCCACCUUGUUCCUGAAAGACAUAGAGUUCGACAAGCCUCUAGUGAGUUUAAGGAUUUUGCAAUCAUUUGGUGGAGUGGGUUAGCUGCAGAAAAUGCUUUACCAACCACAUGGGAACAACUUAAGAUAGCUAUGCGUGAUCGUUUUGUUCCCCCUUCCUACCAUAGAGACUUGCGUAAGAAAUUGAUGCGCCUAGAGCAAGGAGAGAAAUCUGUCCAAGAUUACUAUGGGGAGCUCCAAAAGGGCAUGAUGCGUUGUGGUGUUGUGGAGGGGCCUGAGGAUUCUAUUUGUCGUUUUUAUUCGGGUCUAAGGCGUGAGAUUCAGGACAUUGUUGAUUAUAAGGAAUUUAACACUAUCAACCAGUUGUUUCAGUUUGCUAUGCUUGCAGAGAAGGAAUUGCAGGGACGUGAGCAGCAAGGCAGGGGCAAGUCCACCACCUCCUACACGCCACGAACAACGACAUCAACGGGGCUGAACAAGUCUGCAACUUUCCGGAUGCCACCACCACCAGCUAGCAAGCGACCAGCAGCUUCGGGAGUUGCUGCAGUGCCCACACGGUCCUCCGAUUUAGGUAAAAAUUCUGCGCAGGUACCCGCAAAGAGUUCAUCAUCCAUGGCAUCAACGGGGCGCACCUCUGGCAUCCAAUGCCACCGUUGCCAUGGGCUUGGCCAUGUGCAGAAGGACUGCCCAAGUCAGCGAGCAUACAUUGCUACAGAGGAUGGCUACAUCAGCACCUCUGACAUUGAAGAUGAAGAAGAGAAAGAAAAUGAUGAUGGUGAAGAAGAGAUCCUUGGCGGAGAGGAUACAGCGACCUAUAGGAGCGCCAUUGUUCAGCGGGUGCUCAACACACAAGUGCAACAGCCCGACCAGCUGCAACGCCACAAUCUAUUUCAGAUUUUCUUCGUCAUCAACAACCGACGUGUGCGAGUCAUUAUUGAUGGAGGUAGUUGCAAUAAUUUGGUAAGUUCUGAGUUGAUCAAGAAGCUUGGCUUGACCACACGGCCACACCGACAUCCAUACCAUAUUCAGUGGCUAAAUGAUUCGGGAAAAGCUAAGGUAACACAAACUUGCAGAGUUUCUUUUUCCAUUGGGUCAUAUUCAGAUUCGGUUGAUUGUGAUGUGGUACCUAUGCAAGCUUGUUCCCUUUUGUUGGGUAGGCCUUGGGAACAUGAUAAUGAUGCCACACACCAUGGUAGAAGUAACAAAUACACCUUUGUGCAUAAAGGAAAGAAAUAUACUUUGCUACCUUUGACCCCUGCUGAAAUUGUACAAGCUGAGAAAGAGCGAGCUGCUAGUUUGAAUGACACAAAAUCUGAAAAUCAACAAGUAGCAAAAUCUGAUUUUCCACAUAAAAGGGAUAAACCUGCACCUAAUUCUAAGAACGAGGGCAUUAAAUUGAAGGGUGGAGUUAUGCUUGCAACAAAAUGUGACAUUGCUGAAAUUUCUGUAGAUGAUGUUUGCUAUGCCUUCCUUUGCAAACAAGCUUUGUUUUCACUUGAUGAUAUCUCUAGCUCGAUACCUCCUACUGUCACUAACCUUUUGCAGGAGUACGAGGAUGUUUUUCCAGCUGAGGUACCACCGGGGCUGCCACCUGUGAGAGGAAUAGAACAUCAAAUCGACUUGAUUCCGGGGGCAACUUUGCCCAACCGAGCAGCCUACCGAACCAACCCCAAGGAGACUAAGGAAAUUCAGCGACAAGUCCAAGAACUUUUGGACCGUGGGUAUGUACGUGAGAGCCUUAGUCCUUGUGCUGUUCCUGUGCUUUUAGUUCCAAAGAAAGAUGGUACUUGGCGUAUGUGUGUUGAUUGUAGAGCUAUCAAUAAUAUUACAAUUCGGUACCGUCAUCCUAUUCCUAGGCUUGAUGACAUGCUUGAUGAGUUGUGCGGUUCUAUAAUUUUCACAAAGAUUGAUUUGCGAAGUGGCUACCACCAGAUUAGAAUGAAACUUGGAGAUGAAUGGAAAACAGCUUUUAAAACCAAAUUUGGGUUGUAUGAGUGGUUAGUAAUGCCUUUCGGUUUGACUAAUGCACCUAGCACUUUCAUGCGCUUAAUGAAUGAGGUUUUGAGGGCUUUCAUUGGACGAUUUGUGGUAGUUUACUUUGAUGAUAUCUUGAUUUAUAGCAAGUCUUUGGAUGAACACAUGGAUCACCUACGUGCUGGAAUUGAGGUGGAUGAGUCAAAAAUUGAAGCAAUCAAGAGUUGGCCGGUUCCCCAAACCAUCACGCAGAGAGGGACGUACAUGGAAUAA
This is a messenger RNA of Panicum hallii, 2769 nucleotides long. RefSeq lists its product as uncharacterized. Lineage: Eukaryota; Viridiplantae; Streptophyta; Magnoliopsida; Poales; Poaceae. The transcript is spliced from 4 exons. The coding region runs from base 97 to 2769 and encodes 890 amino acids. The record is from RefSeq and is a predicted model, not a curated record. Gene Ontology annotation, molecular function: zinc ion binding; nucleic acid binding.